Cyclopterus lumpus (lumpfish) is the source of this 1952-nucleotide messenger RNA. Its product is annotated as thrombomodulin-like. Gene Ontology annotation, biological process: cell migration. The coding region runs from base 24 to 1754 and encodes 576 amino acids. The transcript has a single exon. Gene Ontology annotation, cellular component: extracellular matrix; external side of plasma membrane; membrane. The record is from RefSeq and is a predicted model, not a curated record. Lineage: Eukaryota; Metazoa; Chordata; Actinopteri; Perciformes; Cyclopteridae. Gene Ontology annotation, molecular function: extracellular matrix protein binding; extracellular matrix binding; transmembrane signaling receptor activity.
CAUGGAGUCAGAGGGCUAUAAAUAUGAACGAUAUGUUUUCUCAAACAAACAAACCUAUACACGGCCGGGGCGUGCGACAAUAUAAACGGGAGCAGCGAGGUUCAAACAUGGGGGACGUAACGGGACUAUUUGUUUUCUUGUUGACUUUCCUGGUGGGGCGAACCGACGGGAUAGAGCCGAGCAGCGGGUACUGCAUCGGGACCCAGUGCUUCACUGUGUUCCAUCACGCCAGCGACUUUACAGCCGCGCAGGACCGAUGUAGAGACCAGGGAGGACAUUUGAUGACCGUGCGGUCGUCUGUCUCCCACGACAUUCUCUCCAUCCUGUUGGGGAACUUGACGGGGCGGUACUGGGUCGGUCUACAUCUGGCGACCGGCUGCCCGGACUCUGCUGCUGAGCUGAGGGGCUUCACGUGGGUGACCGAGGACAGCGAAAGUGACUUCUUCAACUGGCCGCCGGGUCUUGACAGCAGCUGUUCCUCCCCGCGCUGCGUCUCGGUUUCCCAAGAGGACGAGUUUCAAUGGAUCCCCGAACCGUGUCGCGAACACUUGGCCGGGUUCCUCUGUGAGUACAGCUUCAGUGACCCGUGCAAAGGACUUGCGGUCGCGCCGGGCGAGUCCGUCACCUACAGGACCCCCAUGGGGUUUGUGGGCGAGGAUGUACUUUCUUUGCCCCCCGGGAGCACCGCCGUCCGGAUGCCGGCCGAGACCAAAUACGUCUGCUUCACGGAGCAGUGGCUGCAGGCACCCUGGAGCUGCGAGAUUCACGAGGGCGGGUGUGAGUACAGGUGCGCGGCGAACCCCAAAAACGAGCCCGUCUGCUUCUGCCCGACGGGCCAGACCGUCAACCCAAAGAACAACGUCACCUGCGAGGUGACGGACGCGGACGACCCGUGCGCGGCCCUGCGCUGCGCGCACGCCUGCUACAGGGAUGGAGACUCCCACGCCUGCCUGUGCGGCCACGGCUUUAAGCUGGCGCAGGACGGCCGGUCGUGCGUGGACGUCAACGACUGCGGGGACAAGCGGCAGUGUCCCGGGGAGAACUUCAUGUGCGUCAACAGCGUCGGCGGGUUCCAGUGCGUCUGCGAGGAUGGAUACAUGGCGCGCGGCGGCCUGUGCCUCGAGGUGGACGAGUGCGUGUCCGCUCCGUGCGAGCACAUUUGCGCCAACACUCCCGGCAGCUACGACUGCUCUUGUUAUGACGGAUACAAAGAGGACCCGAAGUCCCCGAAUAAGUGUGUGCUCCACUGCGGGAAGGAGGAGUGCGUCGCCGAGUGCGACCCAAACAACCGAUACGAGUGCUACUGCCCCGACGGGUACGUGGCAUCGGGGGAGACGCAGGUCGUCUGCAUAGACAUGGACGAGUGCUCCUUCGAACAAUGCGAUCAGCGUUGCAAAAACACGUUCGGCAGCUACGUGUGCUCGUGCUUUCCGGGAUACACUUUAGUCGGAGAGGUCACUUGUGUCCACACCGAGGGGGACACGGACGGAGGGUCGGAGGGCUCCGGAGAGGGCACGACCCCGAGCGUCCCCACGACAUCCGCCGCGCCGCCUCCGGAUCCGACGAGGCGGCCCUCGGCGGUGUCGGCGGGGGGUCUCGCGGGGAUCAUAGUGUGCACUGUGUUCUCCAUCUUGCUGGUGCUGUUUCUGGCUCAUCGCAUCCUCAACGGCAGAGGGAAGAUGGAGAGCCGCGGCGCGCUCAAAGCCGCGGAGGAGGAAGCCCACGGUUUACAGCGCGUGACGAGGGACGCUUAAAAAGGGCCCACAUAUAAAAGACAUUUUAAGCACGACCCCACAGAGGCAAUGAGGUGACUCAGCAAAAACAACUGGGGAGACAGGAGUGAUGCCACAGGAGACAACGCCACCAUAACCUCACCAGACAAUAAAUAUAAUACACCAAAAAGUAUGUUUCACUGUCCUCGGUACUGUUACAAUUCAAUUCAAAUACACCAG